AUAGCCAAUGUAAUUUGACACUUCAACUUGCUGUGCUCUCUGCGAGUUGAUUCACUUAUUCUUCUACUAACACUGUGCUCCUUUUCCCCGUCUGGGAGAGGGUUGGGGUUGGUGUUUUUUUUUUGUUUUUAUUUUUUUCCUCCUAGAAAAGCACGCCAUAAGAGCGAUUGCAAGCCCCGCACACCCACAAAAACUUCACCUUUCCGGAGCCGCCGGACCGCGACCUGCAAUCCGCAGGAGAGAAGGACUAUUUCGCUUUUGAUUUAUUCUGAUGAUUAUCCUCGUCCUUUCGAUUGUUGCGCUGCCUGCCUGCUUCCGUAUGCAUUUUCCCCGCUGGCGAGCCGUGCCCGUUUCCUUCCCCCGCUCCGUCCCCGCGCCGUAGGAAGGACCUUGAUGAAUGCAGGCACUGCUCCCAGCUUCCUCCUCCUCCUCGUCUCUCUGUUUGUUAAGAGCUCCUGUUCCUUAAUUGAGUUGGCCUCUUCCAAGAGUUAAAAGAAAGAAUUUGAGGAAUUUACUGUACAAGAUCACAUUUGCCUUUCUUAACAAUAGACAAGUGGAAAAGACAACUCAAACCAGCAAUUUUAUUCCUAAAUGGUGAGCCAUCUAAAGGAAAAUAGAUCCUGUUAUGUGAAGUCUCAGAAGGCCUAGGUGGUGGUGCUCCUGGAGAGGAGGUGCUUAUGGGAUACUCAGCUUGAAGGAUUUUAAUGGCUUUCAGGUAGAACUGGAGACAAUCGAAAUGAAUUCUAUGGACAGACACAUACAGCAGACUAAUGAUCGGCUGCAGUGCAUAAAACAGCACUUACAGAAUCCUGCCAACUUCCACAAUGCAGCUACUGAACUUCUGGACUGGUGUGGAGAUCCAAGAGCGUUCCAAAGGCCCUUUGAACAGAGUCUCAUGGGCUGUUUGACGGUUGUUAGCAGAGUGGCAGCACAACAGGGCUUUGACCUGGACCUUGGAUAUCGGUUGCUGGCUGUUUGCGCAGCCAACAGGGACAAGUUCACACCAAAAUCAGCUGCACUGCUUUCAUCGUGGUGUGAAGAACUGGGACGACUCUUGCUGCUGCGCCACCAGAAAAGCCGGCAAAACGACCCUCCGGGGAAGCUGCCCAUGCAGGCACCCAUGAACUCCAUGAAACCUUCCCUUUCACAUAGGUGCAUAUGUGACGGCUGCCACCUUGACAGACCCCAGAGAUUGAAACGGGGACCUCCAGAGCUGAAAGCUGAUGGAUCAUUUCCUUAUGACUCUGUUCCCUGGCAACAAAACAGUAACCAACCACCAGGCUCCCUAUCGGUGGUCACGACAGUAUGGGGUGUGACUAAUACAUCCCAGAGCCAGGUGCUGGGAAAUCCCAUGGCAAAUGCCAACAGUGCUAUGAACCCAGCAGGGAAUCCCAUGGCUUCUGGGAUGACAGCCAGCAAUCCUGGCAUGAAUUCACCUCAGUUUGCAGGGCAGCAGCAGCCUUUCUCAGCCAAGGCAAGCUCCAAUCAGUCAUACAUUCAACAAGGCAUGUAUGGACGGCCUAACUACCCUGGGAGUGGAGGCUUUGCAGGAAGCUAUCCAGGAGGGCCUAAUAACCCCGCAGGAAUGGGGAUUCCGCCACACACCAGACCACCUGCUGAUUUCACUCAACCAGCAGCGGCUGCAGCUGCAGCUGCUGUUGCAGCCGCUGCUGCCACUGCCACAGCUACAGCUACUGCAACCGUCGCAGCGCUGCAGGAAACCCAAAACAAGGAAAUGAAUCAGUAUGGACCGGUUUGUUCCUCUUUCCAGAUGGGUCCAACACAGCCUUACAACAGCCAGUUCAUGAACCAGCCUGGCCCUCGGGGUCCCGCUUCCAUGCCAGCCAACCUGAACCCUGCAACCAUGGGGGCUGGCAUGACGCCUUCCAAUAUGACUGGGCCACCAAUAGGCAUGAGUCAGGCCAGGCCUCCAGGAAUAAGUCCUUUCAACCAUGGGCAGAGGAUGCCCCAGCAAGCUUACCCUGGCCCACGUCCUCAAUCGUUGCCUAUGCAAGGCAUGAAGAGACCAUACCCCGGAGAGCCGAAUUAUGGAAACCAGCAGUAUGGACCAAAUAACCAGUUUCCAUCCCAGCCUGUUCAAUAUCCUGCCCCCAAUCCCCCAAGACCCCUUACGUCACCCAACUACCCGGGGCAGAGAAUGCCAAACCAGCAAAACUCGGGGCAAUAUCCUGCUCCAGCCGUUAACAUGGGGCAAUAUUACAAGCCAUCAAGGCCUGUUCCUGGAGCAAAUUACCCUCAUUCACCUGUUCCAGGAAAUCCUACACCACCUAUGACUCCGGGGAGCAGUAUUCCUCCAUACCUAUCCCCUAAUCAAGAUGUCAAACCACCAUUCCCACCUGACAUUAAGCCAAAUAUCAACGCUUUGCCACCACCUCCAACCAACCAUAACGAUGAACUGCGUCUAACGUUCCCUGUGAGAGAUGGGGUCGUAUUAGAGCCCUUCCGGUUGGAACAUAACUUGGCAGUCAGCAAUCACGUCUUUCACCUGCGGCCUACUGUUCAUCAGACACUGAUGUGGAGAUCAGACUUGGAGUUACAAUUCAAGUGUUAUCACCAUGAGGACAGGCAGAUGAACACUAACUGGCCAGCAUCGGUCCAGGUCAGCGUCAAUGCAACUCCACUUACCAUCGAACGGGGUGACAACAAGACAUCACAUAAACCCCUGCACCUCAAGCACGUUUGCCAGCCAGGAAGAAAUACGAUUCAAAUUACCGUCACAGCAUGCUGUUGUUCCCAUCUGUUUGUUUUGCAGCUAGUACACCGGCCUUCAGUGCGUUCUGUUCUUCAGGGCUUAUUAAAGAAACGCCUGCUUCCAGCCGAACACUGUAUCACAAAAAUCAAGAGAAAUUUUAGCAGCGUGGCCGCCUCCUCGGGCAAUGCACCCCUCAACGGAGAGGAUGGAGUAGAGCAGACAGCGAUCAAAGUCUCUCUCAAAUGCCCAAUCACGUUCCGGCGGAUCCAGCUUCCAGCAAGAGGUCAUGAUUGCAAACACGUACAGUGCUUUGAUCUGGAAUCCUACCUCCAGCUGAACUGUGAACGAGGCACGUGGAGAUGCCCUGUAUGCAAUAAAACAGCUCUGCUGGAGGGCCUUGAGGUGGAUCAAUAUAUGUGGGGUAUUUUGAACGCUAUACAAAACUCUGAGUUUGAGGAAGUCACAAUUGACCCAACAUGCAGCUGGAGACCUGUUCCAAUCAAGUCAGACAUUCACAUCAAGGAUGAUCCAGAUGGCAUUCCUUCUAAAAGGUUUAAAACCAUGAGUCCUAGCCAGAUGAUCAUGCCUAAUGUGAUGGAGAUGAUUGCUGCCUUGGGUCCAGGUCCAUCUCCUUACCCAUCAAUUCCACCACCACCUGGUGGCACCAAUUCCAAUGAAUACAGUAGCCAAGGUAACAGUUACCAAGGUCACAGCAAUUUUGAUUUUCCUCACGGGAAUCCCGGUGGGACAUCUAUGAAUGACUUCAUGCAUGGUCCCCAACUGUCACACCCUCCGGAUAUGGCCAGCAACAUGGCAGCGCUUGAUAAACCCCUAAGUCAUCCCAUGCAGGAACCUAUCCCUCAUCCUGGCAACACUGAUCAAUCCCAUAGUUCCAUGCAGCAAGGUUUGCACGUCCCUCAUCCCAGCAGCCAGUCAGGGCAGCCAUUACAUCACAGCGGUCCCCCGACUCAGCCGUCCCGGCAGCCGACCCAGGCCGCUGCUAGCAACCAUCCACACAGUGACCUGGCUUUUAACCCCUCGGCAGCUUUAGAAGCUCAACCUGGUGGGCAGGGAACAUCUGACAUGCCGGAGCCUUCGCUGGAUCUGCUUCCUGAGCUCACAAAUCCAGAUGAGUUACUUUCAUAUUUGGAUCCUCCUGACUUACCAAGCAAUAGCAAUGACGACCUUCUCUCUCUUUUUGAGAACAACUGAAGCUUUCUGCAUUUUGUUCCCAACACCUUUCACCUGUUUGACACAUCUGUAGCUUCACAGUGAGGAAUCUCAAGUUACUCUUUUCCACAAGGACAAGCUCACGGCUUGAGCGUACAGCACACACUCCUUCCUUUCUUCAUCCCCGAACUGCUUGAAUCAAAAAGCUUUGAUGGUGGCAGUGGGGAGAAGGAAGAGGACAAUAUGGCAUUGACCUCCUAGACUGCCUUGCCACAUCACAGGCCAUUUGUACAGCUGUGGAAAACCUCACUUCUGGCUAGUUCUGCAGAGAGAAUGCGAGCGGAUGACUCUUGGGAUAUCUAGCAAGAAACAUCCCAGCCAGUCUCAGCAAGGGAAGAAAGAAACAGCAACAGGUCCAUUCUUAACGACCAGUUUCAGCGGGUCUUUCCAACCUGUGUUCUUCCAUCAUUUCCUUCCUUUUGCUGUAAUGUCUGUUCCACUCAGUCCUCCCCAAGUUAUGCAGGUUCCGUUCUGUCUGUCAGACAAACUAAGGACAACAUUUGGCAGUGCAUUCAGAUUAACUGAGCAAACUGGGAAUCAUAAAAUACCAAAAAGCACAAAGAAAUCAGUCAUGUCACAAGUAGGAUAAACAUACAACAUGUAUCAAAGGGAGACAUCAGACAGUGGUUUUUCCAUGGUGGAAGAGUCCUGUGAAAUCUCCAGGUUGUGGCAAGUGUGUUUUUUUUCUAGUAAAUUGUAGCAACCUUUUUUGUUUAGUUACUCUUGUGGGCAGAAUAAUUCUCUCCCUUUACACAGUGUAUAUUGUCCUGCUUCUCAUGUGUUUUCCUACAAAAGUCUCUUUUCAGUUUAUUGCCUUUUUGAUAACAGAGCAGCCAGUCACUGAAAAAAGAAAAGAAAAAUGGGAGAGAGGAGAAGAACUGUAUUUGUAUAUGAAGUGAGAAAACCCUGCAAAAUAUUGGCGAUGAGAACGUCCUCUUUUCUUGACCUGUGCAGCUAGAACAUUGCUCAGCUCCUACCAGGAAAAAGGAAAGGGCCAGGAACACGGAAAAAGCCCCCCUUGCAGGGGUAUCUGGGAGGGGUUCAAAGUCAAGAUGGCAGCCACAACCAUGUGAUCAAAACUCUGCCCCUUUUUAACACGUCAGGUGUGCGAUUCGAGUAAAAAAAGAGGCAGGUUGCCAGCAAACCAUCACAGCUGAAAUCUUGACUCUCUUGACCCAUCAGAUAUCCCUGCCCAUUUAAUUCAAGCCAGGAGAGGGGAAACUCAUUUAAGUAAUUGAAACAGGCGUUUAUAUUGGGAGAAACACCGUAUAGCCCUGAUGGCUUGCCUUGUAUUUUCCAGGCUGUGUAGUGAUUCAUCCUUUUGCUGUUGUGUUUUAUCAUAUACCGGCCAGAACCUCUCCCCCUUUUUUUAAAAACAUAGAUUUCCAAGGAUAAUGGGCAUGGGGAAAAAGUAGUCAUUCUGUGCAAUUUUCCUGCUGAUUCUCAUGCCAGAUGCUUCCCUGGUACUUGUGAUUCUCCCUCGGUUGCUUCCUUCCUGCAUGAGCUUCCGGUCACUUCUGGGCCUGCUGUUGUGCUGUCGCCCACUUUUUAUAAAUUAUGUAUAGUAAACUCUGUGUUUAAAAAGUGCAUGUGUGCCAACUCUGCUCUUUCACAGGCCAACAUUUCAUCUUCUGCCUUCUGCGUACAGAUGUUGCUUCCCUCCUUCCUUCCUUCCUUCCUUCCUUCCUUCCUUCCUUCCUUCCUUCCUUCCUUCCUUCCUUCCUUUCCUCUUAAUAAAAAAACCAUGAUUGCUUCCUACCCUAUCCAGAAUCAAAUAUUUCCAUAUUUGAUUUCAACAGAAGGCUUUCAGCUUUGGGCCAGAGGUUCUCUGGCUUGUUGGUUUCAAUGUGUAAGUUCUAUCACCUUCUCCUAAAUGAAUGGCAUGAUAAAAAAUGUGCAUCCAUUCUGCAUUCGUUCUCUUCGCUGAAGUCAUGCUUGUAAAUUCUUGGAGCAUUUGUUCUUUGAUCUACCACCACUGCUGUAUAUGCAUCUUGAAAUAUAUAUGCAUAGAUAUAGAUAUCUAUAUAUCUCUCUAUAUAUAGAUAUGCGCUAACCCACAGCAUCUUGCUGUAGCUAAACAGGAAAUGGCAGUUUUAGUUCCUCUAUUCUUUUCCAACAGAAGUAUUGAAUUUUUAGAACAUUUUAUGUAGAGAUGUUCCUACAUUUACUUUCUCUCCACCUCCCCCUUUUUUUAAAAAAGUGCUGUUCAUUAUGCAAAAUCAAUCAUUUUAAGAAUUGAUAUUGUAAAUAUAUUUUGUGAAUAUCUUAGCAUUGUCAUUGAUUAUAAUAACCAACACUUUCCUGAGCUGAUUUGACAUGUAUUUUUAAGAUACAUAGUCUGGGGGGGAUGGCCUUUUCUCUUGCUUUUUUUUUUUCCCACUGCUAAAGGGUUCUUGAGCUAAGGGAGCAUUUACUUUUCUUUUUGAUAAAUUAGCCCCUCUCAGUUUGCAAAUCAAUAGAAUCCAUCUGGCCCGUGUGCUAAGGUGCCAUGCAGAAAAAAAAUAUGACCAAGAAUGAUGGCUGUCAUAACAUAAAUCACCUGCUUUAUAGACAAGUUAUUUCUUAAGAUUCUUGGUUAAACACCUCUGAGAAUUAUGCUACACCCAUGCAUAAGAGAGAAGAAGGGGAUAUAGGAUAGACCCUGCUAUCUUAUAUAUACCACAGUGCUUUGGGCUGAUUAUCCCAAGAUGGAUGGAUGACAAACCAUGAAGACAGAAGAUAGAGCCUCCUCUGAGAAAUGCAGGAGGUAUUUUUUUUAAUACAAGAUAUUUCCCCUAGAUUAUGCAGCAUUAUUUGUGAUCACUGAACACCAGCCACAGCUAUGUAUGGUUGCCCACAACAGGCUUGGUAAAAUUACUAUUUUUCAUGCCUGUCAACUGAGAAGAUGCGGCCUUUGAGUGGCUUCAGCUUAAUGGUUACAAUUUGUUGCAGGCCAGUCUUAAGCCACAUACUGUGUUACGUCUCAUCUCUAAUUCUAUAAAAUAGCCCCUUUAUCAUUAAGCACACAUCUGUUGGAACUAGUACUUGAACCUGUUUUUUUUUCUCUUGCUUUUUUGUGUAACUGGAAACAAAACUAUUUCAAAGCAGAUGUGAUAGGCUCAUGGUGAUCUAAAUAAAGCCUAUAAAAAGUAGCUUCUUUGGGAAGUAUAAAAGGAAAAUCAUCUAGGAUUAAAGACAUCAUUGGUAUAAGGCUUCCCAUUAUUUGAAGAUUUAUCUCCUCUAGUAACAACUAAAUCUGCAUCUUGGGCAAAGGUAGAUGUUAUGUAUGCUGAUUUGGUAUGCAAAAAGGAGGAGAAUGUUUAUUGAACAUGGGAUCCAUAGAGCUAAGUUUGUGAAUAGAGUUUGGAUUUUAUCAAAACAGCAUGCUUUGUAAAAUCAGUCUAGAACUUCCCUGUACUCACCUACAUGUGCACACACACACACACAAAUGAUUCAUCAGCAUAUUGUAUUGCUGGGCUGCUGUAGGCUGGAAAAACUAAAGUACACUGGCAUCAUGUUAAAAUACAGAGAAACUCAGUCCUAUGCUUUCCUACUUAAAAGUCAGCCCUGUUAGUUCUGUGCAACUUACUCUCAGCAAAUGUAGAGGGUCAUAGCCUUAAUGAGUUGUUUGUGUUGAAGAGCAAAUUUAUAUUCCUACCAUAAGUUCCCCCCCCCAUUUGUCGUUUUAGGGGCAUUUUGUUUGAGUUUUCAUUUUUAAAGUUUCCCAAUAGUUACCUACUUGGAAAAGAAUACACAGAGAUUUAUUGUUCUACUGCCAAGACAUUGUUGUUAUUGUUGUUAUUGUUACUAUAGGAUGAUGAAAACACACUAAUGUCUGCAGUGGAGACGCCAAGGGACAUCUGUACAUAUGUAAAUGGAAAAUAGAGACAUGUUAACAGAAAUGUAUUCAUUUUCCUUGGAUUGUGUAUUGUUUUUAUUUUACAGGACAAAAAGAAAGCUUGAAGAUCCAUCUUAUGUGGAAAAUGAAUCCUGUUUGUUAGCGUUUGUGAAGUCUCCACCUUUGUUUCAUUUCUUGUAAUAUACUCUGACUCUUUUGUGAAAAAAAAAAGUUGCAUUUGUUUUGUUUUGUUUUACCUUCAUGUAAUAAUUAGCUUAAGUGUAUUAGUCUUUAUCAUCUGUGUAUUUUUAGGGUGCUACAAAAAUAAUGAAGAAAAUAAGGGGAUUAAAUAAUAAAAAGAUUGUAACCAAAUUCAAACUUUGUACAAUUUUUUGAUAUUGUGGAUCAGAGGAGAAUAAAAAAGUACAAUCUGAAUUAACAUGCAAAAAUGGCCAUUUGUCUUUGUUUGUACAUUGUAUGUACAGUACAACUCAGUCAUUUCAUACUUUGAAACUGGUCAGAAAAACAAUUGUGAUUUUUAGUCUUGCAAAAUUGUAUGUAGUUAGAUGAUGUGACAACCUAAUAUUUAUCUAAUAAAUAUGUAUUCAAAUGAAACCUGUA
This is a messenger RNA of Candoia aspera, 8381 nucleotides long. It is a transcript of the gene ZMIZ1, whose product is annotated as zinc finger MIZ-type containing 1. Lineage: Eukaryota; Metazoa; Chordata; Lepidosauria; Squamata; Candoiidae. The record is from RefSeq and is a predicted model, not a curated record. Gene Ontology annotation, biological process: regulation of transcription by RNA polymerase II; protein sumoylation. Gene Ontology annotation, cellular component: chromatin. The transcript has 25 exons. The coding region runs from base 737 to 3925 and encodes 1062 amino acids. Gene Ontology annotation, molecular function: zinc ion binding; SUMO ligase activity.